Lolium rigidum is the source of this 546-nucleotide messenger RNA. RefSeq lists its product as uncharacterized. The record is from RefSeq and is a predicted model, not a curated record. Bases 18 to 461 code for a protein of 147 amino acids. The transcript is spliced from 4 exons. NCBI's taxonomy places the organism in Eukaryota, Viridiplantae, Streptophyta, Magnoliopsida, Poales, Poaceae.
ACCCCAAGCCGAAGCCCAUGCUCACACCCGAGCCCGACGAGAAAGGGGAGGAACGUAAGCGUGGUCCAACAUGGCAAACUCCAAUGUGCGCACGCGUGGGUUUGGAAUACUACAACAGCAUGAAUCAGGGGGAUCAAUAUGAGCUGGUUAAAGCAGUGAGCAGCAAUGCCUUUGUCUUCAAUGGUAUCUGGUUCCAUGCAAAUUUUCUUGCUAAGCGUAAAGGAGCUACCAAUUGUGUCGAUCUUGUCCCCAAGUAUUUCUUUGCCGAAAUAGAAAGCAGGACGGGUGGUCAUUUUUGUGUUUCGUGUGUUAAGCUUGACCAAGGCGAUCCCAAAAAUAUUGGUGGUUGUACACUGUGCUCUGAAAAGAUGAUGCAUCCUGCUGGUGGUAGGUAUCACGGUGCCCAAACUCGGUCCGUCCGGCAUGCUCCUGGUGGUCUACAGAUUUCAUUCAAUUUCUGAAUGUUGGAACUGUUAGAACCUGGUGUCCAUUUCCUCCGCGCAAGUGGGAGUCAUCCGUUCCGCUGUGCCUCCUCAUGGGCGCCAA